Spea bombifrons (plains spadefoot toad) is the source of this 2513-nucleotide messenger RNA. It is a transcript of the gene PHC2, whose product is annotated as polyhomeotic homolog 2. NCBI's taxonomy places the organism in Eukaryota, Metazoa, Chordata, Amphibia, Anura, Pelobatidae. The transcript has 16 exons. The coding region runs from base 127 to 2511 and encodes 794 amino acids. The record is from RefSeq and is a predicted model, not a curated record. Gene Ontology annotation, cellular component: nucleus; PRC1 complex. Gene Ontology annotation, molecular function: protein binding; zinc ion binding.
GAGACACUGGGACUGUGAGGAGAAGACAGAGACAGGUACCAUGCAGCAGGAGGAGCCCCGGGGCUGACACAGCCAGGUGGUGUCGCGCGUUAUUUGCCCUAAUUUUUGGGACUUUUCGCUAAAAGUAUGGAGAACGAGCAGCAGACGUCCCAAUCCUCCAGCAGCAGCACCAAUGGGCGCCAGUCCACUGCCUCGUUACCGGUAUACAGCGGGAUCCCGGACCGGCAGACUGUGCAGGUGAUCCAGCAGGCUCUGCAUCGGCAGCCUAGCACAGCAGCGCAGUACCUGCAGCAGAUGUACGCAGCGCAGCAACAGCACCUCAUGCUGCAGACGGCAGCGCUACAGCAGCAGCAGCACCUGAGCAGCUCCCAGCUCCAGAGCCUGGCCGCUGUGCAGCAGGCCGGAUUGGCCGCCAGCCGUCAGGGGACUCCGUCUGUGACUAAUGUGUCUCAGCAGACCCCAUCUCAGCCCACCACGAUUAACCUAACGACGUCCCCCCAAAUCAUCGGCCGCGCACAGACUGUAAGCUCCACAGCCUCGUCGGGCAUCACACAACAAGCGGUGCUGCUGGGAAAUGCCACGUCGCCCGCUCUCACGGCUAGCCAGGCUCAGAUGUACCUGCGCGCACAGAUGCUCAUCUUUACUCCCACGGCCACGGUGACAAGCGUCCAGUCCGAGGUCAGUGCUGGAGCCCCCACCCAGCCCCCUCUGAGUGGCGCUCAGGUUCAGAAGCUGGCUUUACGUGGCAAGCAAGGGACGCCGCUCGGCCAGUCACACCUUCCUAGCCUUGCCAUGAAGCCGGCCACAGGCAGUCUGAGCCUUCAGACCACAAGCACCACAUCUAACCCAAAACCAGCAGCGCAUGUUCUCCUGCAAGCAGCACGGGUGGGCACUGAUGACUCUUCAGACGGCUAUAAGAAGGUGGAGAACCAGGGCAUGGAGAGCCGAGGAACAACGAACGGCAGGGCGAUGGUUCCAGUCACCACGCACAGCAUUGUUUCUCCAGCUUACACGCAUCAGCUGGUGCAGCAGCAUCAGAAGCAAGUCCAGCAUCAGCUUGUGAUCCAGCAGCAGUUCCAGCCCAGGCCAGGCCUUCUCCCUCUCUCCCAAAUCAGUUCCCCUCUCCAGACGCAGGCGUCCCAGUCCCUCACUGCCCUGACGGUCACCUCCCAGGCCCAGCAGGAACCCGCAUCAGUCGGUGUGGAGUCCGUCGGCCAGAAGUCCAGCUUGGCUGCUCAGACAUCUGCUCCUCAACCCUUGGCGAGGCCGUUCCAUGAAGGGCAGGAGCCCACAGCAUCGAGCAGGACUCUCUCACAGAACCCUGUAGUCCUCCACGUACAAGCACCCACUGCUACGGAAACCUUCCGGAAACAUAAUGCUGUCCCGCAGAGAAACAUGUCUUCUGCACAGGUGCUGUCUCAAGGUGCACUACCGCCACAGGUUGCCUCCAUCACAGGGACCCCGGAGCAUAACGGACCCCUGCCACAUGACUCCGGGCGGACGGCUCAUCCAGACCCACGCAGUCAUCCCAACUCGGACAUGACCUCGGGGACCGGCUCCUCUCCCGUACCGGCCGCGGCCACUGGCACCACUCCUCAGAACGGUGAGAACAAACUGCCGCAGGCCGUGGUCAAACCCCAAAUCCUCACCCACGUCAUUGAAGGCUUCGUGAUCCAGGAGGGAGCUCAGCCCUUCCCGUCACUCAGGAGCAGAGCCGUCCUAGAGGUGGGACGAUCCUCGCUGCUUCUGCCUGAAAAGCUUCCCCAGCAGGACACGACGACCACUGACUCCGAGAUGGAGGAGAACUUUGUGCCGGAACACAAAGAAGAUGGGGAACCUCCCAAGCUGAAGUGUGAGCUCUGUGGUCGAGUAGACUUUGAGUACAAGUUUAAGCGUUCUAAGAGGUUCUGCUCCAUGGCGUGUGCGAAAAGGUACAACGUGGGCUGCACCAAACGGGUCGGCCUCUUCCACCCCGACCGCAGCAAACUGCAGAAAACCGGGGGGCCAAAGCAUGGACGCAGGAGGUCACGGAAAGUAGGCUCCAAUAAUCAGAACAUGGACCCAAAAAAGCAGUUGUCCGGAUCCAUCACUCCCCUGAGCUCAGUGCCUUUACCUGGUUCCUCCAGCCUAAAACACAGAAACAGCCAAGAGGACUCGGAUAACUCCAGCUACGAGGAGCCUCUGUCCCCCGUCUCGGCCAGUUCCUCCCUGUCCCAGCAGCGCGAGCGAGGGACGGAUUUGGAGCUGCCCAGAUUACCCAGCGAGGAGCUGCUGUCUCUAAACCAAAACUUCCUUCCCAGCGACCCCACCAAGUGGAAAGUGGAAGAUGUUUGUGAGUUCAUUCGCUCUUUGCCAGGCUGCCAGGAGAUAUCUGAAGAGUUCCGGGCGCAGGAGAUUGACGGCCAAGCUCUCCUGCUCCUCCGUGAGGACCAUCUGAUGAGCGCCAUGAACAUUAAGCUGGGUCCAGCUCUAAAGAUCUACGCCAGGAUCAGCACUCUCAAAGACUCGUAGCG